This is a messenger RNA of Talaromyces stipitatus ATCC 10500, 1734 nucleotides long. Its product is annotated as pentatricopeptide repeat protein. The transcript has 2 exons. The record is from RefSeq and is a predicted model, not a curated record. Gene Ontology annotation, cellular component: chloroplast. Lineage: Eukaryota; Fungi; Ascomycota; Eurotiomycetes; Eurotiales; Trichocomaceae. Gene Ontology annotation, molecular function: protein binding. Bases 31 to 1647 code for a protein of 538 amino acids.
GAGUCGCUCGUCGACAAUUCCUGUCAAGAUAUGCGCCUCUUGCCUCUUACAGUUGACGGGCUCUGGUAUUGUCUCUGUCCGUCAUUUCGACCUACUUAUCUGCACCGCUCGUUCCGGUCUUCCAAUACAGUCAGAAAGAUUUCGCGCAGAUGCUUAAGCUCCGCAUCAACAACCGCAUCCACUAGGGCUCCGCUAGGUGAGCGUCACAAGCAGGGAAAUAGGUCUUUUUCGCAAUAUGAAUCGUCACGUCUAACUCGUGCGCCCUUGCGCGAGGACGAGGAUUUGCAGUCGCAGUCGAUCGGUGAUCUAGAAGCGCUACUUGAGCAGUCAAGCUCCCGAAGACGGAUCGAUAUAUCGAAAACCGUCGCUAUUUUGAAAACGCUGCUUCAGAAACACCGUGUUAACCCCACGACACGACAUUAUAAAGCAUAUUUACUGGCAAAUGUUGAUCGACAACAUGGAUCCGCUGAGAAUGUUCGAAGUUUACUUGGGGAAAUGGCGAGACAAGGCAUCACUGCUGACUCGGCGACGCUUCAUGCUGCUUUAGAGGUCCUAGCAGUCCAUCCUGACUACCUCUUGCGACAAGAAGUAAUCGAAGCCCUACGCGCCCGAUGGCUCUCCCUCAGUCCUGUUGGAUGGCAUCAUGUAAUAGCUGGACUGCUACGUGAAGACCAACUCGAACUUGCUCUCGAUCGACUAGAUCAAAUGGAAGGAAAAGGGAUCCCGCUUGAGCAGUGGCUACAUAGCCUUUUAGUCUACAAACUCUGCGACGCUGAUGAAUUCACUGAAGCGUUACGCCUGAUACGAUCACGAUCCAAUAAAGCCAAGUCGAUAUCGUCGGCGAUGUGGUUAUAUCUGUUGAGAGCGGCGAUUCGAAAUUCACAUUAUGAGACCGUGAGAUAUGUAUGGAAUAAUGCUGUGGAUUUGGGAUAUCAGGAUCUAAGCGUGCCUGAUUGUCGUGACGUUUUGGGUUUUGCAUCUGACCAUGGCGAUAUCGGGUUUGCGGAGUCGGUUUUUCGGCAUUUGUCCACUUUACAAAAGCAUCCGACGUCGUACGAUUAUGAAAAGCUGGUACAAGUGUACGCUCAGAAUGCGGAUGUCAAAUCUGCGUUCGAGAUCAUCUGCCAAAUGCACAAGAGCAGGAUUCCCAUAGAAUCCGAGUGUACACGACCAGUACUACAGUCUAUGGAGACUAAACUCAGUGAUCCCACCAUCCUAUGGAGCGAAAUCCGUGGAUUGAGGAAAAGAGGAUAUGAAAUACCAACAACAUUGGCAAAUAUAGUUAUACAGCACACCGAAGUCCUGUUUCAACGUGGCUCUCUUUCGGCAUCCAGAGCAAUUGACCUCGCAGUCUAUAUCUACAAGGACCUUUUUGAUAUCUGCACCGACGGCGCUAAUACGGAGACCUUUAACAGCCUGAUCUCCUUGUGCCAUCAAACCAGCAAACCGGGUAUUUGUACGUUCUUUGUCAAGGAGAUGGCGUCUCUGGAUGUUUCUCCUGACCAAAGAACAUUGGAAACUCUGAUACUCAGUUGCCUGGAUUGUGGGAAUGACUCUUCAGCGUCCAAGUACCUGGCGGAUCUCCAAGCGCAGGGCUGGCAAUUAAGUGAUUUGGUCAAAGAUCGGAUCCGCGAAAUACAAAAUUAAGAUGCUAAAGUCAGCAUGCAUGUAUAUAAUCUAGCCUUAUCUCCAAGUAGUUUGUCGUGUUUGCAUAACUUACUUUUGGCUCUCUUC